AUGCCCUCCCAUUUGACCCGCGUCGUCUUUCGCAAUAUCAUCGCCAACGAGCCUCUUGUGUACCGAGGCUGCCGCCAGAGAGCUUUGCGACCGUCCAUCAUCAUCCAUCAUGGCGCUCGAGCGCUUCCCCAGUCGCAACGGAGGACCUUUUUUGGUGGAAUUUUUAAGACACAGCGCAAGAUCAAGAAAAUGGAUAUCCCUGUUGGACUCCAAACCAUGAGCGAGCUCAAGCAUGCCCAGAGGACGUCUGCAAGGCCCCCGAAAGAUAAGGACCUCGCAGAGGCUUUCGACAACUUUUUCGAAACCAAGAAGGGACCAUUUGAAAACUUCCACAUUCAAUUAGCAUAUGACACCUUCAAAUAUCUUUUAGCGUCUUCCAAAGAGAGCGGAGAGCAAUGGUUUACAAAGGAGAGGUUACUGUGGAUCGUCGACCUGCUCAUGAGGGGUACAAAACGUCCUGCGACCGGAGGACAGCCACACGUCGAAUUCGGCACGGCUUUGAUCGACCAGAUCAUGGAGAUGGAAUACACUGAGACCGCGGCCGACAUGUCAGAGGAGCAAGCCAAAAAAGUGAAGUUGACGAAAGAGGAAGAACUGGACUUGGUUAUGAGGCCAAUGCUUGUAAAGCUGCUGUGUUUGUUUGGUGCGGCUUCGGAGGCGAAAGAGAUCGCCACGAAGUAUUAUGACGACUAUUCUAGUACGCCAGAAUCGAGACAGACGGUUGUUCGCACUGUCUGGAACAACGUUCUGGUAGGCAUCGCACGCGAGAACAACCGUGAUGAGAUGGCAAAAGUUACAGAACUAUUCAACAAUAGUGCAGUGCCACUCACAGAUAUUGCGCAGCAAAUUAUUGUGCCCCUCUUCUCUGAACGGCGGCAGCUAGACGACGCGAAGCUGUGGUACUCGCGACCUACUGUUAAGCAUCUAAAACCAGGCGAGCUGGCUGCAGAGAAGCACAAGUCUAUCUAUUCUGCCUUGCUCAAGGCUUGCGCUCUUGAAGGCGACUUGACAUUUGGUCAAGAAGUAGUCGCUGGUCUUACCAAAGGGAAGGUGCCCGACAAGAGCGGAUGGGACGCCAUUUUUCUUUGGUCAGCAGCUCUAGGAAAGGGCGCAGAUGAAGUCGAACGGAUGAUGAACGUAAUGAUCCGCCGUACCGAAGGGACAGAGUCUCCUAUCUACCCAGACAUUGAUACCAUCAAUCUUUUGGUCGAGUUUGCUAUGUCAAAACGGGAUCCAUACUCCGCCGAGCGCUAUAUCACUAUGGGAGAAAAGCGAGGGAUAUUGCCCGAUGAGAACACCUACACGAUGCAGAUGCAGUAUCGUCUAUCUGUAAAGGAUAUUGAUGGUGCAAGAGCCGCAUACUUCAACCUGCAGGGCGAUCUCAGGGGCUCGGAAGCGAGCAUUGCGGCUAUCAACGAGCUCAUUCAAGUCUUGUGCGAGUCGAAGCACCACUAUUAUGAUGACAUCAUGGCAAUUGUAGAUGACUUGCAUGAACGGAAAGCCCAGUUUGCUCCGGAAACCGUUGCCAAGCUCUGCAUUCUGCACCUUCGCCGCGUUGAGAUCCACGAUGCCAUGGACUUGCUUCAGGUACAUGCUUUUCAGUACUCACCAGACCAGCGAGCAGUCAUCGGCAAAGCACUUCGCGAAUUCAUACUGGACAGGGAGAAUAGUACAGCAGAUGCGUGGGAUGCUUACCAGAUACUACGGAACACCUUUCCGGAAACAUCGCGUGCAAAUCGGAUGCAAUUGAUGAACGAGUUCUUCGCACGCAAACGCUCAGACAUGGCUUGCCACGUCUACUUUCAUAUGCGUAAUCACACUGGGGAAUUCCAUCAAGCAAAUCGCGAUGUUUACAUUGCUGCAUUCACAGGUUUCGCUCGGUGCACAGACGCCGAAUCCCUGGAACUCGUCAACAACCAGCUCAAGCUCGACUACAAGAUCAACAUAGACACGAAGCUUCGCAAUGCACUAAUGCUUGCUCAUGCGACUUGCGGCAACAACAAGAAAGCCUUGGAAAUAUGGAGAGAAAUCUGCGAAUCUGAGGAAGGUCCUUCAUACAACAGCAUUCCUAUCGCGUUCCGCGCAUGUGAAGGUAUAAAUUGGGGCGACCAGCACGCGAAGUCGAUUUGGGCACGAUUGAAGGAGCAAGAAGUCGAUAUUGAUAAGAAGCUGUUCAUCGCCUACCAAUCGGCCAUUGCACGCAACUGGUUGCACGAUGAGGCGUUGGCGCUUAUUGAGACAGUCGAGGAGGAGUAUGGUUAUAAGCCAGACUUUGACAUUCUCAGCAAUUGGUACAACACAACGAUCAACCUGGACAAACAAAGAAAGGUCGAGGCCUAUAUCAAAGAGCGAUAUCCCGACGUGUGGGAAAAGAUGGAGGCAGUCGGUCAUUGGGUCGCGAUGGACGGUUUUGGGUACAAGCAGUACAACAUCAACCGCGAUCUCGACCCGUAA
Molecule: messenger RNA, 2454 nt
Organism: Boeremia exigua
Lineage: Eukaryota; Fungi; Ascomycota; Dothideomycetes; Pleosporales; Didymellaceae
Exons: 2
Coding region: 1-2454 (817 amino acids)
Molecular function (GO): protein binding
Source: RefSeq, a predicted model, not a curated record